CCCUGCAAGCUUUGGUGUCCUUUGCGGUUAAGAAGAGUUUUGUCACGACAAAAAGAACGUACAUGUGCUUGUUGCACAGGACUUCAAGUGUAGGUUCUUCGCUCCCUUGUGUGUGGUGGAUUUUGUGGAUUUAACGGGGAGUAAGUGCUUACAGUAGAUACUGCAAGUGUCAUUGGUCUACGGAUGUGUGCAGCCCAGUCUGCAUUAGGAACACGAAGGAAAACAAAGAUAUGCAUUGUUUCUUCAUGUCUCUGAUUUUAUUGAACAAUAUAGCCAAAGACGCUGAGGUGUUCAUUCACGAGUACGGCCCCAAGGCUCCUCAUAAGUCUAGCCUGUUGUGAACCACUGCUGGUUUUUAUUUUCCCCCUUCAACAACUGACAAAUUAUCCCCAAAGGCUCGGAUGCAUUUGUCAAUGGAUACCCUGGGUGUCGUGGAUGAUGGUUGUCUGGACAAUUAUGAAAUGGCAAAAGGUCCGGGGUCAAGUGGCGGCAGCAGGGUCCACAGUAUCGAUGUGAUUCUGGGGUUCACCAAAGACCAGGACUCAUUACUCCAUCCAACAGAAGAUGAUGACAGUCAAAAAGACAAUCAUGGAGACGAGACACAGUACCCCGACAAGCAAGCUUCAUGUGAGCCAUACGGGCACUUUCCUGAACUGGGUGACAGUUCACAGAACUCUUCUUAUCAUGAUUCAGGCCUUUUCUCCAGUGAUAAGUGUGAUGGGGAGAUAAGCAGGCUGCAGAACGAGGAGGACACUGAUGAGGGUUCUCCAGAGACAGUUAAGGAACAAGAGCAUAUUAAAAAGAAACACAGAAGGAAUCGUACCACGUUCACCACCUACCAACUCCACGAACUGGAGCGAGCCUUUGAGAAGUCCCACUACCCAGAUGUCUACAGUCGCGAGGAACUGGCAAUGAAGGUCAACUUACCAGAGGUUCGAGUUCAGGUGUGGUUCCAGAACCGGAGGGCCAAGUGGAGACGACAAGAAAAGAUGGACACCAGUACCAUGAAGCUCCACGACUCUCCUAUGCUGUCCUUCAAUCGUCCCCAUAUGUCCCCCACUGUAGGUCCGGUACCCAGCCCGAUGCCUCUGGAUCCAUGGCUCACCUCCCCCAUCUCUAAUGUCACACCCAUGCAUACCAUUCCAGGAUUCAUGGGCUCACCGCAGAGUUUGCAGCCAGCUUAUCCAAGUCACAGCUUUCUCAACACGCCCCCUGGUAUGGUCCAAGGAAUGCAGACCAUGGGACCCCCUCCUUACCAGUGUAUGCCGAGCUUCACCGACAAAUACCCCAUGGAGGACGACAGGAAUUCCAGCAUCGCAGCACUCAGGAUGAAAGCCAAAGAGCACAUUCAGUCGAUGGAUAAAACAUGGCAACACAUGUGAAGACAGUCUGGGCUGACCCUAGAAGGUUCACCAUUCCAAACUGUUUUUCGACAAUUGGAUUUGUUAUAGGAAUCAUGGCACCAAAUGAGUUAAGAAUCUGAUUUUUUUUUUUUGACUGACUGACUGACUGACUGACUGAUAAACAACUUGGAAAUUAAGUUUUAAGGUGUUCCAGGUCAUGUCCUUGGACGAGACGAGACACUUCAUCUGCAUUGUCCCAGUCCACCCAACUAUAAAUGAGUACCAGCCUUCUCUGGGGAAGUGACCUAUGAUGGACUGGCGUCCCAUCCAGGGGGAGUCGUAGACUCUGAUUUGCUUCACACUACGAUACCAGGGGAUAAGCACUUAUGGGCCUCGGGGCCUACACAGAUCUUCUUCUUACCGAAA
Molecule: messenger RNA, 1769 nt
Organism: Thalassophryne amazonica
Lineage: Eukaryota; Metazoa; Chordata; Actinopteri; Batrachoidiformes; Batrachoididae
Gene: rx2
Product: retinal homeobox gene 2
Exons: 4
Coding region: 402-1382 (326 amino acids)
Biological process (GO): positive regulation of transcription by RNA polymerase II
Molecular function (GO): DNA-binding transcription factor activity, RNA polymerase II-specific; RNA polymerase II cis-regulatory region sequence-specific DNA binding
Source: RefSeq, a predicted model, not a curated record